Messenger RNA from Diaporthe amygdali, 1530 nucleotides. RefSeq lists its product as uncharacterized. The record is from RefSeq and is a predicted model, not a curated record. NCBI's taxonomy places the organism in Eukaryota, Fungi, Ascomycota, Sordariomycetes, Diaporthales, Diaporthaceae. The coding region runs from base 1 to 1530 and encodes 509 amino acids. The transcript has 2 exons.
AUGGAAUCACACACCGGCCUGCGCAACACUGGGUAUAACUCGACGAGAUGCCGCCGCCUGCCACCGGAAAUAUGGAUGAUUAUCUUCUCUUUUGGCGCCUUCGACCAACAUGGCACCUUCUGGAGCAUCUACGAUCCUUCCACCUUGGCCAGUCUUUGCCGCUCUUGCACUCUGUUCCGUGACCUGGCCACUCCCAUGCUAUACCGGAACUUCGACUCUCGUGUCUUCACCGACCAGUGGCAUUAUUUCAGUGUCGCCAAGUUUACCCGAACAAUCUGUACAAUCCCACGUCUGGCCUCCUUUGUCCGCAAGGUAAAUAUCCAGGGAGCAUGCGAUAUGUUUGGACAGACACAGGUGAAGUGUCUGAACGACCCAAAGCAUCCCAUGGCGUCAAUCCUGAUCAGCAAGGCGGCCGAACUGAACAUGGAGCUCAAAUAUUUCAAGGAGUAUACGGACAGAAAUGGCUGGAAAAUAGGCUUUGACCUGGUGGCACUUGUCCUGGCUUACCUGCCCUUGAUCGACACCCUCAACCUCGACUGGUUUGAUACCAGCAUAAUAGACGUCAUGCCGCGGCCGCAAUCCGGAUGGCCUUGGAGACAUACCCGUAAGGAAAAUCUCAAACUCUGCUUGCGUGCUGCCCGAUUUGCCGCACUGUUUGAAAUUCGAAAUAUGUGGCUGAAGCCCUGCAGCCAUGUGGAACCGCCUUAUCGUCACCUGGUGCCGUCUCCUUCAGCUCGGUACACUUUAAGUCGGGUCCUGCCUCUCCUUGAAAGCGCGGAAGGACUCACGAGGCUAUCCAUCUUCGGCAGCACAGGCACACCCAUGGCAUCUCCGUUCGAGAACUUGCAUGAAGCCACCCUCUGCCGCUGCGAAUUUGCGGCUCGAGACCUUCGAAAACUCCUUAAACGCUGUACACGCCUUCGCAAAUUCGUAUACAUGCCUGCUCCGGUAGGCUGGAAGUCCGCCCCAGGGGCCAAAGCGCGAGAUGUCAUCGAGGCUCUCGAGCCUGCACGCAGCACCCUUGAAGUCCUCGGCAUAGACUUUCGCCUGUUGAUUGGCCCCCGAGGGAGGAGGAUCUCGUCCCUCCAAUCAUUUCCCGCCCUAAAAACGUUAUACGUCGACCUGGCCUGUGUCUGGGACUGGGAAGCGGGUGCCGUCACGAGAUCCUCGCCCCGCCCAGACGAGCUCUUCACGAGCCUGCUGCCCGAGUCGAUCCAAACGGUCGCUCUGUUCGGAACAAAUCCUGAUGCUGAGGUUUUUGGGUUUGAGCUUGAAGCUCACGUGAAGAGACUGGCCUCGGACAUAUGGGAGAGAGGGAGGUUCCAGCAACUGCGACUGCUUCGUCCUCAAGGAUUUUGGCCAUUCGGGUACGGUCAGAAUGAGAACCCACAGCUCGACGACGCAUGUGUACGCCGUAUCGCCACGUUGGAUGGAGCAAACAUAAUUUUAAGCGACAGCGGAGUGGAGCUCAUCUGCGAUGAAGAAAGCGACUCCGAUCUGCAAUUUCAAAAUAUCAUGUGGUUGCUUUAA